GCAGGAGCAGCCCCGGCUGCGGGUCGCGACGGCGGCGGGGCGCCCCCUCCCCCGUGCCGGGGCGCGGCGGAGGGAUGUGGGGCUUUGCGGGAGGAAGGCUUUUCGGCUUCUUCUCCGCCCCGGUGCUGGUGGCGGUGGUGUGCUGCGCCCAGAGCGUGAACGAUCCCGGCAACAUGUCCUUUGUGAAGGAGACGGUGGACAAGCUGUUGAAAGGCUACGACAUUCGCCUGAGACCCGACUUCGGGGGUCCCCCGGUCUGCGUGGGGAUGAACAUCGACAUCGCCAGCAUAGACAUGGUGUCCGAAGUCAACAUGGAUUACACCUUAACCAUGUACUUUCAACAAUACUGGAGAGAUAAGAGACUCGCCUAUUCCGGGAUCCCGCUCAACCUCACACUGGACAAUCGCGUGGCUGACCAGCUAUGGGUGCCUGACACAUAUUUCUUAAAUGACAAAAAGUCAUUCGUGCACGGAGUGACCGUGAAAAACCGCAUGAUCCGGCUCCACCCCGACGGGACGGUGCUGUAUGGGCUCAGAAUCACCACGACGGCGGCGUGCAUGAUGGACCUGCGAAGGUACCCCUUGGAUGAGCAGAACUGCACCCUGGAAAUUGAAAGCUACGGCUACACCACGGAUGACAUUGAAUUUUACUGGCGCGGCGGUGACAAGGCUGUCACCGGGGUGGAAAGGAUCGAGCUCCCUCAGUUCUCCAUUGUGGAGCAUCGUCUGGUGUCCAGGAAUGUUGUCUUUGCCACAGGUGCCUACCCUCGUCUGUCCCUGAGCUUCCGAUUGAAGAGGAACAUUGGGUACUUCAUUCUGCAGACGUACAUGCCAUCGAUACUAAUCACUAUUCUCUCCUGGGUCUCCUUCUGGAUCAAUUAUGAUGCAUCUGCCGCUCGAGUUGCCCUUGGGAUCACGACCGUGCUGACCAUGACAACCAUCAACACGCACCUUCGGGAGACGUUGCCCAAGAUCCCCUACGUCAAAGCCAUUGACAUGUACCUCAUGGGCUGCUUUGUGUUCGUGUUCCUGGCCCUUCUGGAGUACGCCUUCGUCAACUACAUCUUCUUUGGGAGAGGUCCUCAGAGGCAGAAGAAGCUGGCUGAGAGGACCGCCAAAGCCAAGAACGACCGUUCGAAGAGCGAAAGCAACCGGGUGGACGCUCAUGGAAACAUCCUGUUGACGUCCCUGGAGGUGCACAAUGAGAUGAACGAGGUGGCGGGCGGCCUCGGGGACACCAGGAAUUCAGCAAUAUCCUUUGACAACUCAGGAAUCCAGUACAGGAAACAGAGCAUGCCUAGGGAAGGGCAUGGGCGGUACCUGGGGGACAGGAGCAUGCCGCACAAGAAGACCCAUCUACGGAGGAGGUCUUCGCAGCUCAAAAUUAAAAUCCCCGAUCUGACCGAUGUAAACGCCAUUGACAGGUGGUCCAGGAUUGUGUUCCCUUUCACUUUUUCUCUCUUCAACCUGGUUUACUGGCUGUACUACGUUAACUGAGUGGCUGCACCCGAUUUUUCAAAGACUUCAUUUAACACUGAGUGAAGUAUUUCUCUGCCUGUCAAGUUUUUAUACCUGUGCACACACAGAGACACACACGCAGACACACACACGUAUACAUACGCGAUUGUAUAUAUAUGUGAACUUUCUCAGCAUAUAUAUAAAAUACACGUGUAUAUGAGGAUGUAUGUGUAUAUGUUUAUACACACAGGUGUAAGUGCCCACAUGUAUGUAGAAGAAAUACACAUACACCCAUACAUUUUGCAGCUACGGACACAUUUGACACAGAUGCGUAUUAAAGGAAGUCGUCGGUUUUUUUUUUU
Messenger RNA from Molossus molossus (Pallas's mastiff bat), 1819 nucleotides. RefSeq names its product gamma-aminobutyric acid type A receptor subunit beta3 (gene GABRB3). The coding region runs from base 75 to 1496 and encodes 473 amino acids. Gene Ontology annotation, biological process: chemical synaptic transmission; signal transduction; monoatomic ion transmembrane transport. The transcript has 9 exons. Gene Ontology annotation, molecular function: extracellular ligand-gated monoatomic ion channel activity; GABA-A receptor activity; neurotransmitter receptor activity. Lineage: Eukaryota; Metazoa; Chordata; Mammalia; Chiroptera; Molossidae. Gene Ontology annotation, cellular component: neuron projection; GABA-A receptor complex; membrane. The record is from RefSeq and is a predicted model, not a curated record.